Racocetra persica is the source of this 275-nucleotide messenger RNA. NCBI's taxonomy places the organism in Eukaryota, Fungi, Glomeromycota, Glomeromycetes, Diversisporales, Gigasporaceae. The record is from the annotation of a GenBank genome assembly.
AUGUCAACACAAUUGCAAGACGAAUUUGAAGAUGAAUUUGAACUUGAAUCAUUGUUUCCAUAUCUUGAUGAUGAAUUAUUCCCAUAUGUAUUAUAUCAAGACGAAUUGUAUCUGGGUGAAUCGAAUCAAAAUGAAUCGUAUUAUGAUGGAUUGAAUCAAAAUGAAUUAUAUCCUGAUGAAUCAAAUCAAAAUGAGUCGUAUCCUGAUGAAUCAAACCAAAGUGAACAACCUUGCCCAGAUGAGUCAUCAUCACAAACAGAAUCCCAAAAUACUAA